Molecule: messenger RNA, 1555 nt
Organism: Oreochromis aureus
Lineage: Eukaryota; Metazoa; Chordata; Actinopteri; Cichliformes; Cichlidae
Gene: c23h8orf74
Product: chromosome 23 C8orf74 homolog
Exons: 5
Coding region: 322-1230 (302 amino acids)
Source: RefSeq, a predicted model, not a curated record
AGGAAAGGCAGAAGAAGAGAGGCGGAGAAAAGAAGGGAGAGGAGUGGGGUUGGUGCUAAAGAGGAUUAGAGCUCUCCGCCAUCUGUGGCCACAGACUGAUAAUAAGCCCAGUUACAUUACCAGCCUGCUCUUUUCUUAGCCCCGAAACAGCCGCAUUCAUGAAGACUGUCUGGUUUAAUACCAGACAGUCUCUGUUAAACCUAGUAACAACCAAGCACUGGGUAAUUACGUGUGAUAUGAUGUUAUUUACAGGUAACACUGAAUUCUCUUCACACGUUCAAUCAGCAGCUUUACGUCCUUACGUCAUCGCGUCAGUCUCCAAUGGCAACCGAGCUCAGCUGUGUGUUUAUCAGGAUGGAUUCCCUAACAGAGAGUGAAAUAGCUCAGAUAGCGAGGCUACAGAGAGAUGAUGGUGUGCAGAUGCUCAGCCGUUACUUCUCGUGGCCCGAGUUCAGUGACGAGCGACGAUGCUUCCAUCAAGAGUUUGUGUAUGACGUGGUUGUGUUCGCUGCAGACUGUGGCUUCUCCUGGCCGAACGUUAUCCGGGCAGCUGUGAUUGCCAGAGACAUCUUUCCACGGCUGGACGAUCCUGAUGUACUCAACUUGCUGUCCCUACUGAGAGAGGUGCUGUGUGAGAGAUUACCGAACCUCACCCCCGUCCAUCGACAUGACUUCACCAGGUAUCUCACAGACACCUGCAUCACACGGCGGAGGCUUUUCCAGGCGGUGGUUGAUGGAGCUGCUAACAUGUCUGUCACUCAGCUACACGUGGAGGUGCAACUGCCACCCACACCCCCUCCCUUAGCACAGGGCAUCGAUCUGCAAGAGUGGGAAAGUCAGCAGCAUGAAGCUAGUCUCACUUCGACCUUGGAGCAGAAGGAAAACGAGCUGAGGUGUCUGAGACAGGGGUCACGGGUCACUCUGGAGGACAUCACUCUUCCAGAGGAUAAGCAUCUGGAUAAACAGGGCAUUGUGGAGUUGGUUCGUGCAGCAGUGAGGGCCACCGAGAGCCAGAUAGUGGGAAGCCUAGUCCAAGAGGUGGAUCUGCUCAGUGACAUCCUGCAGCUGAAACUGCAGCAGGAGGCUCUGGCCACUGGGAGGCACAACAAUACUUCUCCUACCAAUACAGAGACUAAUGCAAAGGUACAAACUGCCAAAACUAAAACAGGAGGGAAGGCGUCUGGAAAAGCAGAGGGCAGGAACUCAGUGAAUAAACCUGAUCAGAAGUAAGAAUGUUGAACCAUUUAGUAACAGUCACAGUUUUGGCUAACUGUGUUACUUUUGGAUGCUCAAGCUUGUGUUAUUAUUAUUAUUAUUAUUGUCGUUUUUGCACAUCUUAUAUAUAUAAUUUGAAGAUUUCUGUAUUGGAAAUGUAUCCCUUAACACCUAUUAUGUCAUAUUUGAUACAUGAGUUUUUGUGAGUUUUUAAAUUUCUACAUGUUCGGUGUAAUCACACUCUCCUCGAAAAACUGAAUAAAUUGCACAUUUUUUAGCAACAAAUUGCAAAAAGGAAACCUGGAUGUAAUGAAUAAAUAUUAAACAAAUUAAAACUCAU